UGUCAUUUGUGUUUUGGUUCCCGUUUCGGGAUAGGUGUCAAAUUUCAUUUUGACUUAAAAAUAAAUCUAGAAAUCUACAAAUUAUUUUAAGUAAUUGUGAUAAACAAAAUAAAAUAAACAUGCAGAAUCCAAACGAAGACACAGAAUGGAACGAUGUUUUACGUGCAAAGGGCAUAUUGCCCCAAAAAGAAAAGGAAAUAUCCGAAGAGCAAAUAGUUAAUAUGCUUGAACAGACCAUACAGCAAAAACAAGCCGAAAAGGACAAGCAGUUAUCAGAACUGGAUCUUGACGGGCUCGAUGAGUUGGAAGAUUCCGAGGAUGAGGCAGUAAUAGAGCAGUACAGGCGAAAACGGAUAGCUGAGCUCAAACUGCUGGCAGAGAAACCCAAGUUUGGCGAAGUGCGAGAGAUCUCGGGGCAGGAUUAUGUACAAGAGGUGAAUAAAGCCGGAGAAGGGAUAUGGGUUAUCAUACACUUGUAUAAACAAGGGAUCCAACAGUGUGCACUCCUCAACCAGCACCUCAAAGAAUUAGCGGCCAAGUAUCCAUACACAAAAUUUUUGAAAGCCAUAGCUCAGACAUGUAUACCAAACUUUCCAGAGAGGAAUCUGCCAAGUGUGUUUGUGUACUUUGAGGGUGAGCUGAAGAAGCAGUUUGUGGGGCCGCAUGAGCUCAGAGGCACUUCGUUGACAACUGAUGAACUCGAAUACUUAUUGGGACAAGUUGGCGCAGUGGACACAAAAAUCAAAGAAGAUCCCAGACCCAAAAUAAAGGACAAACUAUUCAUGGAUUUGGGCAACAACGAUUGGUGAUAAAUGUUAAGUGUGGAUGUGUGCAAUUCAGUGUAAAUGUGCUUUUAUUUAUUAUGAGAUUAAAUUCAGCUGUAUUUUGUAUUAAUAAAGUAUUGU
This is a messenger RNA of Zerene cesonia (dogface butterfly), 905 nucleotides long. RefSeq names its product viral IAP-associated factor homolog (gene viaf). Gene Ontology annotation, cellular component: cytoplasm. NCBI's taxonomy places the organism in Eukaryota, Metazoa, Arthropoda, Insecta, Lepidoptera, Pieridae. The transcript has 5 exons. Gene Ontology annotation, biological process: protein folding. Bases 120 to 809 code for a protein of 229 amino acids. The record is from RefSeq and is a predicted model, not a curated record.